ACCGGUGAGGGACACUCGGAGACACGCGGGGACACUCGGGGACACUCGGGGACACUCAGAGACCGAGCCGGAAGGGAGCGAUGAUUGGCUGCCAGGCGAGAGGCGCGCUGUGAUUGGUCGGUCCUGGAGAGCGUCGCGGCAUCGGCCGAUGCAUCGCGCCGUGGAGCCCCUGGGGGGCCGGGCCGGACGCGACCCCUUCGCCGUGGGGAGCCUGGGCUGCGGCGGGGGCUGGGCCGGCUGCCCCCCCCCACGGGCCUGGCUGCCCCCCCCCAGGUGCUCCUCCAGCCUCGGGCCGGCGCCGCUGGCCCCCCCACCUGACGCCCCCUCCCCCCCCAGCGGGAAUGGGGGGCCGCCCCUCCCCCACAAGGCCUUCUACCCCCCGGGGGGAGCUGGGCGGCCACCGGCCGGGGACAUCGGCCACCGGCCUGGGGACAUCGGCCACCGGCCCGGGGACAUCGGCCACCGGCCUGGGGACAUCGCUGGACACCGAGGGGACAUCGGCCACCGGCCUGGGGACAUCGGCCACCGGCCUGGGGACAUCGCUGGACACCGAGGGGACAUCGGUGGCCACCGGCCCGGGGACAUCGCUGGACAUCGAGGGGACAUCGGUGGCCAUCGCCCUGGGGACAUCGGUGGCCACCGGCCCGGGGACGUCUGCGGCCAUCGAGGGGACAUCGCCGCCCGCAUCGGGCGCCUGCAACAGGCCCAGCUCUGGAGUUUCCCCCCCACUCCUGUGUCCCCCCCCCCGGGCCCGGGCCCUGCCCCCCUCCAGCAGGUCUGGAGCCUGCUGCACCCCGAGAAAAGGACGUUCCCGGCUAAAAGGGGGGGGGCGCAGCUGAAGAGGGGGGCGGCCCCCCCCGACCCCCCCCGGG
Messenger RNA from Poecile atricapillus (Black-capped chickadee), 872 nucleotides. Its product is annotated as lysine-specific demethylase 6B-like. NCBI's taxonomy places the organism in Eukaryota, Metazoa, Chordata, Aves, Passeriformes, Paridae. The annotation marks the transcript as partial. The record is from RefSeq and is a predicted model, not a curated record. The transcript is spliced from 7 exons.